GUCGCUGCUCCUCCUCCUCCUCCUCGUCCUCCUCUUCCUCCUCCUCCUCCUCCCCCUCCUCCUCCUCCUCCUCCUCCCGUCCCGCUUCCCAGGGCCAACCGCCAGGUUCGGGAGAGGGAGCCUCUCGAGAAGAGCGCUCGACUGGUUCGACUGGAUGCUGCCGGAGGCUUGGAGCGUGUACCACAACCAGGUCCACCAUUACAGGGUCAACGAGCGCGCGGACCCGGACCUCUUCGAGGACUACGUGAGUACGUGGAAGUUGCCCAAGGAGUUCAUGACGAUCUUGUCGAUGCUGGUGUUCAAGUGGGCCUUCGCGGCGCCCAACUCGUACAAGGACCUGAAGUUGACCGAGAUGCGCAAGUCCGGUCGGCUGCCUCCCAGAGGAUUCGACCCUGGGAUGACGAUGACCAUAUACCAGGUCUACAGGCUAGAGCGCGACGGGCAGGGCAUAUCCGAGACACCUCGCGGCAGCCCCGCCCUCCCUGCCGCGGAGGGGCCGGCAGAGGCCCCCGGGCCUCUUCCGUUCCGAUCCGGUCGAUCCGACUCGAUCUCGGCUCCAGCCAGCCCGCUUCGAUUCGAUGCCGACUUCCGGGAGCCAGGGCGCGGCGAACGAGGGCGAGGGCAGGCUUGCGACGGCUCGAAGGCGGGAGGUCUUCGGGCGUCUCCGUCGGGCCUCGGAGGCAUAGCCCAGCUCGGGAGGGAUGCCGGCAGCUGCGCCUCGCCGAGAGCGUGCCGGGGCUGCCCGGAUCGUCCCGGACGGCCGCGCGAUGGCCCGAAGACCGAUGAGGCCCAGGGAGAGGGCCCCGCGUCUGCACGGCGUUGUUGUGCAUCCUGGCGCCGCCGAUUCGAUUCGAUGCACGCUCCGGUCCGCGCCGGCUUCCCAAUGCGAGGCUGCUUGUCCUUGGGCGCGGGGCCGAGGAGAUGGCCAGCCUAG
Prorocentrum cordatum is the source of this 934-nucleotide messenger RNA. The record is from the annotation of a GenBank genome assembly. NCBI's taxonomy places the organism in Eukaryota, Dinophyceae, Prorocentrales, Prorocentraceae.